Molecule: messenger RNA, 1155 nt
Organism: Pelagomonas calceolata
Lineage: Eukaryota; Pelagophyceae; Pelagomonadales; Pelagomonadaceae
Source: the annotation of a GenBank genome assembly
GCGGCUGCUGCUGCUCGGCCGCAGGAGUGCGCAAUUGUGCUUGCAAGUUCAAGCCACAUCGUGCAUAGCUCAUUACAAACACCUGCAGCCCGUGCAGCCAAAUUUCGAGCACGCCUACGCCCCGCAGCACUCGCAGAGCAAGCCCAUGGCCGCCGAAGCACCGCCCAAGCCGCGCAAGAAACCACCAAAACUCCAGAGCGGCCCGCCGACGCUGACGCGCCUCUGGAAGGACCGGCCGCGCAUCGGGGCGGACAACGCGAUCCACCGGCCCGGGCUGGAUGGUGCGUACUUCUCGGACCUCGCGGCGAUCCGGGAGCCGGUCAUGGUGCAGGAGGUGUAUGUCCUGGAUCCGUUUCUGCGCGCAUUAGCCGAGUUCCGCUCGCCCCAAUCCUUGGGCGACGAGGCCGUGCCCGUGCCGUGCCACGAGGACGAGAGCUGCGUGAAUGUCAAGCUGCGGCUCUUCGAACAGAUACGAGCGAACUUUGAUACUCUAAGGAGCCUGCCCCGCGACGUCAUUGAAGCGCUGUACGCGCCGGAGACGGAGAGCCACGAUCCUGAUGAGUUCAUCCGGCCUUACGACUGGUCGCGGCGGUUCUUCUCUACUGAAUGGUCCGAGGCGGACCUGGCGGGGCGCUUCUCCUACGACACCUACAACGAUUUCCUGGAUGAGACGAAGUGGUGCCUCUACGAACCCGAUUUGGUUCGGUGUACGCCGCUGGAACGAAACGACAAUACGGGAAGGCCGCUCGUGCGCCAGGCGAAGAACUUCGUGGCGGACUACAAGGUCAUCCACAAGGUGUCGCGGGAGGUGCGCCACCGCGACGCCAUCCUGUUGCUGCCGACGCAUGUCCGCGUGCGUCUGGUCAGGCCGGGGUUCGGGCGCCUCGCGUACGUCGUGCCGCGGGCGUGCACCUUCGAGGAAUUAAGAAAGCGCGUCGCGGCGGACGUCGGCGAGACCUUCGAGGAGUUCCCGGCCGGCGCCGACCGCGACAACUUGUUCGGGCCCGGCAAGCGUUUGAUGGACGUCGUCCGGCCGAACUGUUUCUUCGUGCAGCAGGCGUGGAAGGGCGUCGUGGACGCGUCCGAGGUGGUGGACGCGGCGCCGCCGAAGAAGACGUUCCUGGAGUACGUUUCCCGGGACUAGUAAGUGUAUGU